This is a messenger RNA of Symbiodinium sp. CCMP2592, 4527 nucleotides long. Lineage: Eukaryota; Dinophyceae; Suessiales; Symbiodiniaceae. The record is from the annotation of a GenBank genome assembly.
AUGGCACCGACGGCUGCCGACGAUGAGCCCUUCCCUCCCUUGGCACCUCCAUCUGUGACGGAGCUGACGGAGGUUGGGCUUGCUCCUAGUGUGCUCUACGGAUGCUCCCGUAUCCUGGACGCAUUUGGUUUCGGUGUCCGUGGUGAUAACCGCUUGACUGGGCUCAUUCGACUGCGCACUGAGGCCUCGGCUCGCAGACUCUGGGGUGCCUUUGGGGCUUUAGCUGCAGGGCUCGUCUUCUUUGUCGACGUUGUCGGCGAGGACCACCGGACCCUCACUGCCAACUGGGCAAAGGACGAUCAGGUUGCCGUCCAGUGGCAUGAUUGGGAUAAACAGGAGAGCUUCGAGGAAUACCGUGCUCGGGUGCUCAAGCUCGCUUCGGGGGCGAUCCCUACCAACUACUGCAUCGCUGACGUCACUGCUCUGCUGGAGGACCUUGGGUUCUCCAAGGACAGACAGGCCAUGCUCCAGCAACAUGUGGCAUGGGGUGAGGGGCUUGCUUCCGAUCUGGUUAUAGUUCGCGAAAGUGCUCGACGCGGUCCAGCUCCUAGUGAGAGAUUUGAGCCCAUCUCUGACAAACGUACGGUCACUUUCGGGGACUUUGUGCUGCAACAGCGACCUUCCAGCAGGCAGUCCCGCAAAAACAAAUUGCGCCAGGAUCAUCCGCGAUCAGCUGUUCCUGUUGCGGGUGCUUUGGCCCCUGCUGCUGCAGGCACCGCAACUGACGAGCAGGCCUCUAAGGGUGUCAAGCGGCCAGGCCCGGAGGGUUCUGGCAAGAUGGCUGUUGAUGCUGAGGCCAAUGCUCCGUGGGCCCCUGUCGCGACACUGCUUGAUAACCCGGGGGCAGGGAAUUGCUUGUUUUAUGCCAUGGCCCAAGCGGGCUACGAGCACAAGACACCUGACCAGGUUACCCAUCGACAGAUGCGGAGGUACGCAGUCCAAUGUUUGGAGGCCCUGGAAACGGAGCUCGCGCCCAUAUGGAAGUGUGGGGGCGCUCUUAAUAGCUUGGGCAGGCAGUGCAGCCUGUCUUGGUCCGAGUACGUUCAGGAAAUCAGUACUGCGGCGAAUUGGGGAGGCACUCUCGAGGUUCUCGCUGUCAGCCGUGCCACGGGCUUCAGGGCCUGGAUCUUUGAAAUUAAGGAGGACCGGCUUAGCUUGCUUAAUUCUGCCGGCAAGGCGGGCUUUGUCCUCUUACAAUUCGACUCGGAGAAGCAGCACUGGCAGGCGUUCCGUGAUGCAGAUGAAUCCGCUCUUCUGGCUCAGCAUCGGGAGUCUGGUGAGAUGCUGUUUGAUGUUGCUGCUAGCCCGCUGCGGGGUGGCGUUGCCAAACCCUCGUUGUCGGCAUGCGCUUCUGUCUCCGAGGAUGCUUGCUCCCUGCCUGCCCGUCCUUUUGUCUGUGGCCGUGUUCAGGGUGGCGCGGGCGGUCCUCAUCGGCUUUCGGAGGGUGUGGGUCGUCCUCGACUCUGCCUCUCAGACUGCGCCUCCUUGGACGGUACUGCUACGGGACAAACCUUUCCUGUUGCUGUUGCGCGUGCUGCUCCGGCGGAUCGUCGGGUUACGCUUUCCGAGCGCGCUUCUGAGACCGCAUUCCCUGGUUGGCAGCCAUUUCAACGGACGGUUUACGAGCGGCUCUGCGAUGGCCUGUUCGAGCCUGCCUCUCUUCGAGACCUUCCCUCUGUCAAGGAUGUGGUUGCUGAGGCCUUUGUGGGACUGCAGCUUUCAGGCGCCGAGGCCAUCCACGUCAUUUCCUUCUUUGAGGUCGAAAUUGCGGAGCUCCAGCAGGCUCGGUUUGCCCGUGCCUGCGAUGGUGGCUGCUGGCUGUCACGCCUCUUGCUCAACGGCAGAGAUGGGAUCAUUACCGGAGGUGGCAUCCUGAUGUUCCGAGGCAGCAUGGCCGUUUCAUUGGUAGGCUGCUCCGGCUUCUUUCGAAAUGUCAUCAAGAACACGAAACAUUCGCAUCGACUUGCCAAAGAGCGCACUCUUGGGCUUGCGGGAUAUUCGGCCUUCACGUGGCCGCGCUUGGGCGUGAAGGUCGCUGCGAUAUGGGAGCAGUGUCGUGGCAGGGCUCAUGAGCAUGGUGUUGAUGACAAGACUUUGCGUGAGGUGGUGGAUAGUGCCAUCAUAUGCAACUCUGCUGUCUUUGAGCUGUGGGCUGCCGACCAGUACUCCAAGGUGCUGGUUACGUCCAUCCAUGAGACUGGCUUCGAGUGGGUAACCCUCGGCGAUUUCAACUUGGAUGUGGCUGUUGGGAUUCGCUUGGCGUCCACUUCCCUUGACUGGAUUGAGGACGCUCUGCUCACCUUUGUCAGCAGAAAGUGGUACGACUUGUUGCCUGUCACAAACGAGGUGCUCAGGGACUUAGGAUGGUGGACCAAUCAGGCUGGCACGCACCUUUUCCGUCGCGACUCGGUCGGUGCUCUUCGCCAGUUUCAGUUGGGCGUUGACAACAGAGAGGUCCUCUUUGAGUGGCUUCGCGAUGUGCAUCGUAGACUGCGGCUCGCCACUUGCAGUCGUGUUUGCAGGUCGCUUCAUCGUGAUCCACAGCCGGAUUUGGCGCAAGGUCUCGACUUGCCAGGGCCUCCUCCCGAGUCGUUGUGCCUCUUUCAAGGGCAUGUGAAGGCUUGGAAAAGUGCCCGCGACUCUGUGGACAGGGCUACUGCUUUGGCUGGUGGCUGCUCUUCGUGGUACAAGGUGAAGCGGGACUACACCAGUUCCCUUCCGGCCGCUUCGCAGAUUCGGUGCUUGUGUGGGCUGCGACAGCCGUCAAGGCCACACUUGAUGUGGGCGUGCCCACGCACGGCCGAGUUCCGAGCUAGCUUGGGGGACCCCCCCACGCGGCUUGAGGAGCGUCUUUUUGCUCGAAGUGUUCCUGAGACUCCGAGGCCUCCAGCGGUGGUGGACUACUCCGGCUACAUCGAGGACAUCGCUGAGGCCAUUGACUUCAGGUUGGCGCGUUCGCCGGGCUCUACGCUGGCUGUUGCCACCGACGGCAGCGUUGUCGACACCGUUGCCGCGUGGGCUUUGGCUUUCGACGACGAACAGACCUUCGCUCAAGGUUUUGCUUCUGAGGAUCAGAGCCCUCAUCGGGCUGAACUCGAAGGUCUUCUCGCUCUCUUUCGAGCCUUGGAGCUGUGCAAGUGCACUGGUGUUGUGCAUGUCAUCUGCGAUUGCCAGGCUGCACUUCUGGUUUCUGAGGGUGGUGGUCUCGAGCGCCUCAUGGCUGGCGCCUUCACUGCUGUUCUGAGGCGACUUCGGAGCCGCUUCGGAGUACAUUGCUGGUGGUGCCCGUCCCACGGCAAAGCUGCUCCUGCUACAUGGAAGUGUCCCCCAUGCGGAGAAAUUUACGCCAGACGCUUGAACGCCCUUGCUGAUGGUGCGGCUCGCAGUCAGGCCGGGCGUCUCGCUGCUGGUUCGGCCAGGCAGCGCUGCUUGGAGUCACGGAGGGCGGCGGCGUGCUGGGAGCGGGACUUUGGCAUCCUGCUGUCGCUGCUCUUUCAAGAACUCCCGAUUCCGAAGCCUCCAAAACAGGCCGCAGCAGAGGCCGCGGAACGUGGGGACCUCGACGAGGCCGUGGAGAAAGCUUCGGCGGCCAUUGCUUUGGGAUGUGCGUCCUCGCUGAUGUACUGCCGCCGUGCCGAACUCCUCCUCAGGACCCAGCGGCCACGUGCAGCUCUGCGGGAUUGUGAUGCCGCGCUUGCGGUGAACCCGGACUCGGGGAAGGCUUACAAGACCCGCGGGCGUGCUCACAUGCAGCUGGAAGACUGGACAAAGGUGCAGCCUGGUCUCUGUUCAUGCAAAGUGCAGAGUGCUGGAAGGCCUAAUGACAUUGCUAUGUAUGUAUGUGUGCAUGAAUGCAUAUAUGUGUGCAUGUACAUAGGUAUAUAUAUAUAUAUAUAUAUAUAUAUAUACAUACACACAAAAUACGCACAUACCUACAUACAUAUACAUAUACAUAUACAUAUACAUAUACAUAUACAUAUACAUAUACAUAUACAUAUACAUGUACAUAUACAUAUACAUAUACAUAUACAUAUACAUAUACAUAUCCAUAUCCAUAUCCAUAUGCAUAUGCAUAUGCAUAUGCAUAUGCAUGUACAUGUACAUGUACAUGUACAUCUACAUCUACAUCUACAUGUACAUGUACAUGUACAUGUACAUGUACAUAUACACAUACAUAUACAUAUAUACAUAUAUACAUAUAUACAUAUAUACAUAUAUACAUAUAUACAUAUAUACAUAUACAUAUAUACAUAUAUACAUAUACAUAUAUACAUAUAUACAUAUAUACAUAUAUACAUAUACAUAUACAUAUAUACAUAUACACAUAUACACAUAUACAUAUACAUAUACAUAUACAUAUACAUAUACGUAUACGUAUACGUAUACUUAUACGUAUACAUAUACAUAUACAUAUACAUAUACAUAUACAUAUACAUAUACAUACAUACAUACAUACAUACACUCAGAGGUCUUACAAAUGCACGCGCGCACGCGGACACCACGUGGACGCAGAUAGCGCUCCCGUGA